GGUGGGGGAAGCCUCGCCCGGCCCCCCCGGAGCUGCGCAGGCGAUGCCCGCUCGUCCCGGGUCCCCCCCGCUCCCCGCCGCCGGGACGCCGAGCCGGGACGGAGCCGCCGCGACGCCGCGGACCGGGGGCGGCAUGGCCGGGGGGGACCGCGGGGGCGGCUCGGACCCCGGCGGGGGACACCGCGGUGCCGGGUGCCGGCGGCCGUGGCGACUCCUGCUGCUGGCCUGGCUCAGCCUGGUGGGCACGGCACAGGGUGACACGGGCUGUCGCUGUGACCGCAGGAGCAGCGAGGAGCAGCCGUGCGCCGGGGACCCGCGGCAGUACCGGCUGUGCCAGCUGCAGGGCUGCCCCAGCGGCUCCGUGCCUUUCCGGGCCAUGCAGUGCUCCCUCUACGACAACCGGCCGGUGCUGGGCACCUCCGCCCGCUACCGYUGGGUGCCUUUCCACGGAGCUCCCAACCUCUGCGACCUCAACUGCYUGGCCGAGGGGCACAACUUCUACUACAGCUUCGGCCGGGUACUGGACGGCACCCGCUGCGGGCCCGGCUCCCCGGACCUGUGCGUCGGCGGGCGCUGUCUGAGCGUGGGCUGUGACGGGAUCCUGGGCUCGGGCACUCGCCCCGAUGCCUGCGGCCACUGCGGCAGCGGCCACGGUUCGUGCGUCCUCGUGCACCGGCUGUUCCAGGGCGCGGACCCCUCCUCCGGAUAUUUCGGAUACGUGAACGUGACCAAGAUCCCGGCCGGGGCCACCAACAUCAAAGUGUCGGACAAGAGCCGCAACUACCUGGCGCUGAUGGCGAGCGACGGGCGCUACGUCCUUAACGGGGACUGGGCCAUCGCGUGGCCGGGACCCUACGAGGCUGCGGGCACCCUCCUGACCUACAGCCGGGCCCCCGACGGCACCGAGAGCCUGGAGGCGCCCGGGCCCACCCUCGAGGACCUGCACGUGAUGGCGCUGCUGCAGGAGCCCAACCCCGGCAUCGAGUACCAGUUCUGGCUGCCCCGCGGGCACCCGCAGCUCGGCCGUGCCGACACCAGCCCCCUGCGGCAGCCCCAGCCCCGGGGCGCCGGCAGCCCCCCGCCCCCGGAGCCCCCGGAAAAUGGACCCUACAAACCCUCCUUGAGACCCUCRGGAGCCCCGUGUGACCCUCUCUGGGGUCUGGACCCGCAAUUCCCCCUCCCAAAGUUGCAUGAGGGGGUUCUGAGUGUCGGGAUUACCCUCUGCCCCCUAAAUUGCUGCAGCUUUACCCCCUUAGGGCGCUGCGGGCGGUGCCGCCCACCCAAGGGACGCUCCCAGCGCAUCCGGCACUUCUGCCAGAGUGACUUCGUGUUCCACGGGCGGAUCCUGGCGCGGCGCUUGGUGGGGCAGGAGACGCGCUACGAGGUGGAGGUGAAGGCUCCGUACCGGCACCGCUUCCCGCUGGUGUCCCGGGAAUACCUGUGGGUGCCCAACACCUGCGGCUGCCCCGAUCUACGCCCCGGCAGCGAGUACCUGCUGAUGGCGCGGCGCCACGUCAACCACGAGCACACCCUGAACCGCAUCCUGCUGCAGGACGACGGCUACGCCCGGCCCUGGACGCCCCGCGAAGCCCGCCUGGUGCGGGAGGCGGCCCGGCAUUGUCCCCACCCGCGGCCACCCUGAGCCGCUCCCCGGUGCCACCCGGGGGCACCGCCGGGCACCGAACCCUUCCCGUGGCACCCCCCAUCACUAUGGACC
Molecule: messenger RNA, 1717 nt
Organism: Malurus melanocephalus (red-backed fairy wren)
Lineage: Eukaryota; Metazoa; Chordata; Aves; Passeriformes; Maluridae
Gene: ADAMTSL5
Product: ADAMTS like 5
Exons: 11
Coding region: 44-1642 (532 amino acids)
Biological process (GO): extracellular matrix organization
Cellular component (GO): extracellular matrix
Molecular function (GO): metalloendopeptidase activity; protein binding
Source: RefSeq, a predicted model, not a curated record